GUUUUACCCAUUUUAGCUGGAGCUGCAAGCUUGCAAAAAGUUGGUAUUGAUAACUCUGCUGUACAAAAAUAUACAAUUUUGGCUCUGUAAGGUGUGAAUGCUGACAACCGAGGAUAAACAUUUUUCAUCUGAAUGACUAAACGAGCUUUCUUGUCAUUCAUAAAGUCACAAGUUUGCUGCAAGUGCCUCGGAGAACUCGUAUGAAUCCACCGUCAGAACAAGCCACGUUUUCAGCUUCUGACACUCCAGAGGUUGAUAAAGCAAGUAGCAUUGAACAUGAUCAAAACACAACAGAUACUCAUAGAAAGAAAUAUCUAUUAGACUGGGAGAGUUUAGGGAGAAGGCCAUGGUAUGAACAUCCUUAUUUUCAGAGAUACUGGACCCAUUACCGAUCAGUAAUGAAUUGUAAUCAGCAGACGACAAAAACACCAGACAGGGGAUUGAAGUUCGCCGGAUACCACUGGAUGCCAUUUAUGCUUCCAUGUUACCUUAGCAACCCAGCAUUAGCGCAGAUGUCAAAACAUGCAUCAGCACACAGACGCAGUUCACAAACACCCUCCCAUACCUCUGAUACAAAAAGCAGACAAAUGAAGCAUUUAAAGGCAUCAAAAAAGAGGAAAAGGAAGAGAAACUCUAGCAGUCGGUCCAGCAGUCGUGUCAGUUUUUCUGAAGAUGUGGUCACAAAUGAAGGAGACUCACAUGAAUUUGAGAUGCAUAUAACAGAUGAAAUGCUGGCAUUUUUUGAGGCUUCUGCCAAGCAUCGAAAGGAAAGAGAUGCCAUGAGACGUGAAGAAGAGAAUAAUGCUGACAAAGGAAUUGAAAGUGAUUAUAUUGACAUAGAAGGAGUGACUGCUGCCACCAAGUCCAGAGCCAGUGCCCAUGCUCCAUCUGAGCGCCCAGGUGCAAAGCGCACCACACAGAUGAAGCUGUUGUAUGGGAAACAUGCUGCAAUGAUACAUGGAAUGGAGACUGCAAUGCAACUGACAUUUGAUAGAAAUUGUGACAUCAAGCAACCAAAACUUUGGCCCAAUAUGCCACUGAAUAUUAAAUUUUAGAAUGUCUUAUGAAAAGUGACAACACGUCAUGUCAGUAUCAUGUUAAAUAGCAUCAUGACUGAAUACUGGACAAGGGGUACAGUCAUCUUUUCAGUUUGAAGGAAUAGAACAAGAUUUUAAAAAUUCAUCUACCAAUCACUUCCCAUGGCUCUGUAGUUGAAAUCAUGACUGGUCUAUGUGAAAUAUUAGCAGCUUGGGACAUUUGAAACGAACACUUUCUCAAUGCACCAAAUAUUUGCCUAGUUAAUUGGCUUGCCUGGAAGUCGGAAUGCAACUUUGUAAAGUGCAAUUUGAUUAAAUUACAACUUUUUAACCUGUUUAAAAUUGGUCACUCU
Molecule: messenger RNA, 1390 nt
Organism: Lingula anatina
Lineage: Eukaryota; Metazoa; Brachiopoda; Lingulata; Lingulida; Lingulidae
Product: gem-associated protein 8
Biological process (GO): spliceosomal snRNP assembly
Cellular component (GO): SMN complex
Source: RefSeq, a predicted model, not a curated record